GACACACAACAUGGGCUGUCUGCGGUUGGUAUUCUUCACCAUUCUCAUAGCAACGGCUGCUUACGGUCAGACUGAAACCGAGCCGCCGACAACGGUGACCAGCAAAGCACCACCCACCACCACCCUGACUUCCACCUCUACCAUAGCGUGGGAGGAGACCCUGAACGAGGGACAGGCCAUUCAGAAGGCGCUCCAGUACCUGCUGCAGCACCGACAGCCGGAUUGGGGUUGGGGCAAUGACACACACCACGUCAUGCUCACUUUACAGUUGGCUAAUAACACGGGGAAGGAAAUAGAGCAGCAAGGUCUGGAGAUGCAGCUGUCAGCCAAGCAAAUGGAGAUCGAGAUUCUGCUCAUGAUGUCGAAGCACCACGAGUCACCGCCCCCGCUGGGACGGCUUGCCGCAUACACUUUAGCUUUGGGCGCCCUCUGCAAGGAUCCGCGCUCCUUCCACGGGCGGGACCUGGUCGCGGCCCUGUUACAUCGCGAACCUCCUCACGACCUGGAGUUUGCGUAUGCUACCUUGGCCGCCUGCUCUUCUGCAGCUCAUGUGCGUCGCCGUCAUAUUAGACGCCUCCUGGACAUCGCUAAUGCCGCGGCUGACCAUAGUUUAGACACGAUAUCCAUGGUGAUCCUGGCGCUCCGGUGUGUGGUGCAGGAUCACCGGCACCGCAGCCUGCUACACUUCGUGCGCCGCCCCAUGGCCGGCCUUGCGCGCCAGCAACACCCAGACGGCAGCUUCGGGUCUUUGACCACCACCGCGCUGGCUAUACAGGCAUUGGAGGACUCGGACAGCGGGCCGGGCGCGCACCAGCACUGGAGCCUGCCGUCGGCCCGCAAGUGGCUGCUGGAGCGGCAGCGCGCCGACGGCGGGUGGGGGGAUGUGGCCAACACCGCCGCCGCCGUCGCCGCCCUCACGCCCGCCUCCCUCGCCGCCGUGCGCCCGCCGCACUGCAGCGACAAGCUGCUGGACAGCCGCCACGAGCCCCUAGACAGCAACGGCGGUGAUGGCAGCCUGAAGUUGGCGUACCAAUCGGGACAGACCGCCAACGACUCUGAAGCUAGGAACGUGUCUUUCACCUAUACGCUGUGGCUCGGCACCAACGUCACGGAGAACUUCACGCUGCACAUGGUCGCGCCAAGAAACAUAUCCUUCUACCACGUGAUGCAAAUGGCCGCCGAGCAGAACCCCAAGUUCAAGUUCGAGGCGAGCGAGUGGCCCAACGGCCACUACGUGCACACGCUCGCGGGCCACAAGGAGGAGCCCAUGGGCUACCACUACUGGCUGCUGUACCGCCUGCCCGAGACGCCCGACCCCGCCGCGCCGCCCGGCAACCAGCUCGUGGCGCCCGUCGGUGUGGAUGACUUACUAGUAGAAGAUGGGGAACAUUAUCUCUUCUGGUACAAGAAGCUGUAAUUCCAUCGGUGUGUGCCUCUCCAAUAACGUCGACUCAACUUUUAUACGUAGUAGUAUUUGUUUCUAUCGAAAACCUUCCUCCAAUAAGUUUCACUUCAUCCAAUUAAAUAUCAAGAUUCGUAGCUAACUUUAUAGAUGCAUUAAAUUCUUAAUAAAAUCUUGUAUCGUAUAAUGGAAGUUGGUCUACUAAAAUAGCAAUAAAAAUAUCGGUUUAAUUAUUCCAGUCUUUAGAAGAGUGCUUUAUUAAGUGUAACGUGUCUCUCUGUAAACUAAAUUCAAUUACCUAUUAAAUUGCUCUAAUAAAUACUUCAAUAGUGUAAAUCGUCCUGCCACUUAUAGCACAAGCAUUAUUGUAGUUGAAAUAACACUUCAAUUGUUAACAAUAUCUUUAAGACUUUCUCAUUUCACUGAAUUAUCAGUUACGUGGAAGUAAGGUUACGAUGAGAAGAUCUUAAUAAAAAAAACUAUUCAUGUCAGAUAAUUCACUGAAGAUCUUUAAUGAUAGCUGAAAAUGGAAAUUUGUAACCAGCAUUCUCAAAGAAAGAAAGAAAUUUUAUUUGUAACAAUGUGCAAGAAAGAUGUUGUGAUAAUUAUCAGAUUAAUUUAAUUGGUCAAGAUUGAUUAAAAGAACAUUAAAAUACCGUUAAAGUAUUUGAGGCUUAAGAUAUCGUGUCAAUGACUUAUAAUAAUGAGACAGAUAAUGUUAAACCAAAUUUAAAUGAUGGUGCAAAUUUUAUGGAAAUGCAGCUAAAUGGUCAAGUAAAGUCAUGGCUGAAAGACGUAUGUCUUUAUCAAAUUUUGUCCAUUAUGGUGUCAACAAAUGUACUUUGGACAUUUUGAUUCUUAGAAACACUACGUGCUUGAACUAGUCAAGCACUGACGAUAUUAAUACAGUUUAACGUGCAUUGUCAAAUGAUGAUGGCGAAAUAAGCAUUUACGUAAACUUUUACCGUAUGUGGCACAAGGAAAUAUUCCGAUUCCAUACUCGAUGCAAAACCUCUCUUGCUGCGUACUGAUAACGCGCUCCAGGGAACGCCUAGUCGGUACACAGCUUUUAUAAGUUGUUUAAAGCGUGGAAUAAGUAACAAAUCACAUUGUUUGAUUAGUGAUUAAAUUGAUAAUUAUUUGAUACAUAUCGUAAGUAAUUAUCGUCAUGUUAAGGAACCAUUUUCACAAAGCUAUCGAGUACCAUCAUAGUUUGAUAUUUCCCUAGACUUAGGAGGAUCCAUUUUGAAUUGGAUCUGAUAGAAUAGAAGUUAAUUAGUGUAAGUUACUCAGCCAAAGAAAGAAUAGAUCUCUUAAAAAAACCGUUACUAUGGUUACGUGAGCUAAUUAACUUUUUAUGUGUAUGGCGGUAAGUAAGAUUCAUGUUUAUUAAAUUAUAAUUCUUAUGAAGACAGAAGCAAAUACAGUCACACUUUAUAGACAGAUCAGAUUUUCUGACAAGAUUUCAAUGUAGAAUAAAACCUCAAUUGCCGCAACACAUUAUAUAUUCCAUUUAUUGGAGAAGGGAACUUGUGAACAUUGAAUAUAAUAUUUUGACGACUUGAAGUGACAGAUUUGCUUAGUAAAGCGGGCUACCUACAUCCCUGCUGCAGGGGUAAUUUAGGGUGUUAGAGUGAGAAUGACCCUUAAUUGUGAUGUGUGUAGGCAAGCAGGGGCAAUUUUCUAGAUUGGCCCUGCGGUAGGACGACAGGAGCGCAAAACCAGCAUCGGUCCCUAAAUUGCCCCUGCCGCCCUGCACGAGGCCGCGUGUGUAGCGCGAUCGGGGCAACUUCUUAACCAGUUGGUUAGUAACUGUCACACGAAGUGCACGUAUUUCGAUUAAGAUAACGGCAGAUUAUAAUGAGUAUGAAGUUUGGACGCCAGUGAUAGAAUUAUAUGAAGACCGAUCCCACAUGCGGGAUUAAAAAACACAAACAUUAUUUAU
Molecule: messenger RNA, 3347 nt
Organism: Chilo suppressalis (striped riceborer)
Lineage: Eukaryota; Metazoa; Arthropoda; Insecta; Lepidoptera; Crambidae
Source: the annotation of a GenBank genome assembly